Molecule: messenger RNA, 1153 nt
Organism: Colletotrichum scovillei
Lineage: Eukaryota; Fungi; Ascomycota; Sordariomycetes; Glomerellales; Glomerellaceae
Product: ribosomal L28 family protein
Exons: 1
Coding region: 270-1031 (253 amino acids)
Cellular component (GO): mitochondrial large ribosomal subunit
Molecular function (GO): structural constituent of ribosome
Source: RefSeq, a predicted model, not a curated record
CUCCACUCAUUCCCAGGCCACCCUAUCAAAACUACCAAUUCCCGGAGAGCGGAACAUCCACCGCCCGAUAUCGAAGCUCCGAUCUCUGACCAUUGGCCCAAAAAAUCAUCCCCAAGCUCUCACGACAAUCGACCUCAACGGUGCGCCGACGACCAAACGACGAACGACGAAAGAACGCCGCGGCGCGCACCACCCUUCGUCCCGUCGACAACCACUACCGCUAUCCAAAACCACCAUCCCCGAUACCGCGGAUACGAACAACGCCCACAAUGAGCUUCACAACCCUUCGGCCCCGGCCCUCCCUCCUCACCUCCCUCCAAAACCUCACCCUCACCACCACUCCCACCACCGCAACCCGCGCCUUCUCAACCUCCGCCCCCCUCGCCACAAAAACAAUCUCCCUCCAAAAGAUCCCAACCUCCGCCGUACCCCCCUACCCCCACGGCCCCCGCCUCCUCUACAAACAAUCAAACCACGGCCUCUACGGCACCUCCCGCAUCCGCCACGGCCACAACGUCUCCCCGAAACACCACCAAGUCACCCCGCGCACCUGGCGCCCCAACGUCCACCGCAAGCGCCUCUGGUCCGAGUCCUUGGGGGCCUGGGUCCGCACUCGCCUCACCACCCGCGUCCUGCGCACGAUCCGCAAGGAAGGCGGCAUCGACGCCUACGUGACAAAGACCAAGGCCGCGCGCGUCAAGGAGCUGGGACCGGGGGGCUGGAAGCUGCGGUGGCUUGUCAUGCAGACGGCCACCUUCCGGGAGAGGUACGUCGCCGAGAGGGAGAAGCUCGGCGUCGAGGGCGAGAUGAGGGAGGAUCAGACGGAUUUGGUCACCGUCAUGGUCGACGCUGCUACGCCGGGCCCCCUGAGCGCCGUGAGCAGGGGGAUUCUCGAGAAGAGGGCUGCGCAGAUGAUUAUGGAGGAGUUUGCGCUGGGCGAGGAGGCCGAGUUCGGGGCUGAGGAUGGCGAGGGGUACGAGGACGUUCAUGUGCCUGGUAUCGGAGAGCCCGUUACUGAGCAGAGGAUAUGAUGUUUGAGUUGGGUGACGGUCACUUGUGGAAGGAAGAGAGAGUGUAUGUUUCGGGAGAGAGAAAAAAGUCAUUGUAUCAUAUGUACAAAAAUUCUCAUGUCAUCAAACUACUUUUUAGAGGA